UGGUUAUUGGGUUGCAUCGCAGAUGCUGUCCAAGCCAGAACUCUAAAUAUUUCAGAGAAGUGUUGGAAGCAGCCCAGAUGGCCCCCAGAACCGCCCGCGUCAGGGGCAGAUGAAGAGGUGUGUGGGGGGGCCAUAGGGGCCAGGUAGAGACUGAAGACAGAUUCCUGAUUAUCAGUAGUGGCAGGUCAGUGUGAUAAGGGGGAAGACUCAGUGACACCAAGGCCACCACCCCUUCCCAGCCCAUCCUAUCCCCUAACUUCUGAGAUCUGGGAGUGGGCCUUCAUCACCAGCAGGUGGGUGGUGAUGUAACUGGAGGAUAAUGCAACCCCCAGAGACACCCGCCUCUGCAGGGCGAGCUCUCUCCCAAGAUGAGCCUCGGGCCCAGCCCCCAAGCAAGCCCCAGCCUCUGGAGCAUCCUCUCAGGCGGUUUAGAAGUGUCUCUUUGAGAAUGGCUUGCCUUGGCAUGUGGGGUGUGCCCCCACCCGCCACCCUGGGGCAGGGACAGAGGGUCCUCCCCUCCCACCAGUGGAGUUUGGCUGAGGAAGCCGGACAGACGGUCCCAUGGGCAGUGGAGGUCCCUCUGAGAGUGCGGUGUUCUCACUCUGCUGAGGGCCUGUCAGUUACCCCCCACACCCAGGAGGACUUUCCCUUUGAUCAGAAGAAGAAACACUCUCCCUCUCUGUUUUUUCGGGAAGACCCAGGCACAGGAUCAAGAGCCAGCAUCGCUCACUGGCUGGAGAACAGAGUGAGGAGGGAGCCCCCAUGGCCUGUCCUCAGGUGGCGCUCCGGGUCCGGCCCAUCAGCGUGGCAGAGCUGGAGGAGGGAGCCACCCUUAUCGCCCACAAAGUGGAUGAACAGAUGGUGGUUCUCAUGGACCCAAUGGAGGACCCUGAUGACAUCCUGCGGGCACACCGCUCCCGGGAGAAGUCCUACUUGUUUGAUGUGGCCUUUGACUUCACUGCCACCCAGGAGAUGGUGUAUCAGGCCACCACCAAAAGCCUCAUUGAAGGCGUCAUCUCAGGCUAUAAUGCCACUGUCUUCGCCUAUGGCCCCACAGGCUGUGGGAAAACCUACACCAUGCUGGGCACAGACCACGAGCCCGGCAUCUACGUUCGGACCCUCAAUGACCUCUUCCACGCCAUUGAGGAGACCAGCAACGACAUGGAAUAUGAGGUGUCCAUGUCCUACCUGGAGAUCUACAACGAGAUGAUCCGGGACCUGCUGAACCCCGCCCUGGGGUACCUGGAGCUGAGGGAGGACUCCAAAGGGGUGGUCCAGGUGGCUGGAAUCACUGAGGUCUCCACCAUCAAUGCCAAAGAGGUCAUGCAGCUGCUGAUGAAGGGGAACCGGCAGAGGACCCAGGAGCCCACGGCCGCCAACCAGACGUCCUCGCGCUCCCAUGCCGUGCUCCAGGUCGCCGUGCGCCAGCGCAGCCGGGUCCCAAAUGUCCUGCAGGAGGUGCGGCAGGGCCGUCUGUUCAUGAUCGACCUGGCUGGCUCUGAGCGUGCAGCCCAGACACAGAACCGUGGGCAGCGCAUGAAAGAGGGGGCCCACAUCAACCGCUCCCUGCUGGCGCUGGGCAACUGCAUCAAUGCGCUGAGCGACAAGAGCAGCAACAAGUACAUCAACUAUCGCGACAGCAAGCUCACCCGGCUCCUGAAGGACUCCCUGGGCGGGAACAGCCGCACGGUGAUGAUCGCCCACAUCAGUCCAGCGAGCAGCGCCUUUGAGGAGUCCCGGAACACCCUGACCUACGCCGGCCGGGCCAAGAACAUCAAGACCAGGGUGAAGCAGAACCUGCUCAACGUCUCCUACCACAUCGCCCAGUACACCAGCAUCAUCGCCGACCUGAGGGGCGAGAUCCAGCGGCUCAAGUGCAAGAUCGAUGAGCAGGGGGGGCGGGGCCAGGCCCGGGGCCGGCUGGAGCGGGGCGACAUCCGCCACGUCCAAGCCGAGGUCCAGCUGCACAGCGGGCCAGGUGAGCAGGCUGACAUGGGACAGCUGCGGGAGCAACUCGUCAGCGCUUUCCAGGAGCAGAUGGACGUGCGGAGACGCCUGCUGGAGCUGGAGAACCACGCCAUGGAAGUCCAGAUCGACACCUCCCGCCACCUGCUCACCAUUGCCGGCUGGGAGCACGAGAAGUCACGCCGGGCCCUCAAAUGGCGGGAGGAGCAGCGGAAGGAGUCCUACACCAAGGACGACAGUGAGAAGGACUCCGACAUGGGCGAUGACCAGCCAGACAUCCUGGAGCCGCCCGAGGUGGCCUCAGCCCGGGAGAGCAUCGCCGCCCUGGUGGGCGAGCAGAAGAAGAUGCGGAAGCAGAAGCUGGCCCUGGAGCAGCGCUGCCGCGAGCUGCGCGCGCGGGGCCGGCGCCUGGAGGAGACGCUGCCGCGGCGCAUCGGCUCCGAGGAGCAGCGCGAGGUGCUGAGCCUGCUGUGCCGCGUGCACGAGCUGGAGGUGGAGAACACCGAGAUGCAGUCGCACGCGCUGCUCCGGGAUGGCGCGCUCCGCCACCGCCGCGAGGCCGUGCGCCGCCUGGAGCAGCACCGCAGCCUCUGCGACGAGAUCAUCCAGGGCCAACGGCAGAUCAUUGACGACUACAACCUGGCGGUCCCUCAGCACCUGGAGGAGCUCUACGAAGUGUACCUGCGGGAGCUGGAGGAGGGCAGCCUGGAGCGGGCCACCAUCAUGGACCGGGUGGCCUCUAGGGCCUUGCAGGACAGCUCCUUGCCCAAAAUUACCCCAGCAGGGACCACACUGACCCCGGAGUCUGACCCAGAGAGCGUGAAGACACAGAGCUCUGAGGCCCAGCGCCUGCAGAACAGCAUCUUCCCUCCGCUCAGCCCAGAAAGUGAAGCCAACCGCGUGUUCAAGGCCAGUCCCCGGGCCUGGCAGGUGAAGAGCUCCUCUGUGCCCACCCCGCCCCCCAUCCAGAUGGGCAGCCUGGUGACCCAGGAGGCCCCCACUCAGGACAGCCUGGUCAGCCUGAGCAGCCGGAUCAACUCUUCCCCCAACAGCAGCGAGAAUCUGUCAGAGAUCCCCUUGUCCCACAAAGAAAGGAAGGAGAUCCUGACCAGCACCAAGUGCAUCUCAGUGAAGGCCGCCCGGCGGCGCUCGCGGGCCCUGGGCACUGAGGGGCGCCACCUGCUGGCUCCCGCGAUGGAGCGCAGCAGCCUGUCCUUGCACUCGCUGAGCGAGGCUGAUGAUUCUCGGCCCUCUGGCCCGCUGGCCUGCAAGCGGCCGCCCAGCCCCACGCUGCAGCACGCUGCCAGCGAGGACAACCUGUCUAGCAGCACGGGCGAGGCCCCAUCUCAGGCAGCCAAGCAUCGUGGCAACGGCCCUGGGCCCUGGCUGCAUGGCCAGAAGAAAAGCCUGGGCAAGAAACGGGAGGAGUCGCUGGAGGCGAAGAGAAGGAAGCGGAGGUCCCGGUCCUUUGAGGUCACAGGGCAAGGGCUCUCCCGCCCCAAGACUCACCUCCUGGGGCCCCGUCCCAUGGAGGGCAUCUCGGGCCACAGGAUGCCAGUGUGCGAGCACCCAGCCCCUGGUAUUCGGCAUCUAGGAAAGGUCACACUGCCUUUGGCCAAGGUCAAACUCCCUCCGAGCCAGAAUACGGGCCCUGGGGACUCCUCACCCCUUGCUGUUCCCUCCAACCCAGCUGGUGUUUCCCGGCGGGCUACCCAUGGGCCCCGCCUACCCCACGGCACAAGUACCCAUGGCAAAGAUGGACUCCCCCGGCGUAACUGAGGGGCCUGCCUGGAACUGGCCGUCCUGCUCCCAGGACUGAAUGAGCUCUAGCAGGAAGUGGGAGAUAGAGGCUGGGCAGAUGGCAGUGACCUGGGAGCGGGAGCUCAGGUCCUCAGAAGGGCAGGGCUCCUGAACCCCAGGAAUUGUGAGGGUGCCUGCCCCACCCUUCCAAGCUUGCAGUGCCACGCGGCGAGGGAGGUGAGCCAGGAGGCACAGCCAGGAUGAAAGGGCUCCCUGGCCUCCCAGCCCUGGACAGACCCUGUUGCCGAAACCCUGCACGGACCUGCGGCCAGGCUCGGUCUCGGGAUGGGGGCAGUUGUUGGCUGGAGAGGGCUCCUGGGCCCACACCUGGGGCAUGGGCAUCCCGGAGGGGGGUUGGGGAAGGGGCCAACGGCACUUCCCAUACUAUGGUUGGGGUGGGGAAGGGAAUCUGGUUUUGUUACUUAGUAGUGGCUUUUUCUCCUCCUUUUUAACAAUAAAAUCCCAUUUGGGUCUUGA
Messenger RNA from Equus caballus (horse), 4242 nucleotides. The record is from RefSeq and is a predicted model, not a curated record. NCBI's taxonomy places the organism in Eukaryota, Metazoa, Chordata, Mammalia, Perissodactyla, Equidae.